Messenger RNA from Pangasianodon hypophthalmus (striped catfish), 5141 nucleotides. RefSeq names its product dopamine receptor D1b (gene drd1b). Gene Ontology annotation, molecular function: G protein-coupled receptor activity; dopamine neurotransmitter receptor activity, coupled via Gs. Gene Ontology annotation, biological process: vasodilation; adenylate cyclase-activating adrenergic receptor signaling pathway; G protein-coupled dopamine receptor signaling pathway. The transcript has a single exon. NCBI's taxonomy places the organism in Eukaryota, Metazoa, Chordata, Actinopteri, Siluriformes, Pangasiidae. Gene Ontology annotation, cellular component: plasma membrane. The record is from RefSeq and is a predicted model, not a curated record. The coding region runs from base 1343 to 2683 and encodes 446 amino acids.
GCCUGCAGCACAAACUCACAACUGCACAGGUAAUGCACAAUAGCCUCCCAAAAAUAAAUACAGUAGAGAGAGCCUAUUUUCACACGUUAUGACGUCUGUGGACAUAUCCGAAGAUCACAGCAUUCAGGUGUAAUAACCUUUAAAAUGACUGAAGGAAGAAAUAACCUUCAAUAGAUGGGCGCGUUUCUAAACCGAUUUUAUGUUCCGACGGCUCGCGCGCGAAAACACCCGGUUCAGUUCGGUUCGGUUCAUUCAGAUCGACAGAAACACAGCAGACGCUGAGGAAAGAGGACGGGAAGACUGACUUAGUGCUGCACUUCUAAUUACUGUGCCUGGGACAAUUAAUGAAGGAACCGAAAAACCCGUUGCGUUCCGGUCACCUGAACCCGGAGCAGCAGCAGCAUCACUGUGACAGAUAUCUGCUCUUACUGAAGGUGCAGACAGGUUUACCCAAGACAACAGCCUUCGGAUUCUUACUCUUAUUUCCUCAAAACCUAAUUAAAAAUCCUGUGGGAGAUUUUUCUGACGCGCUUCCGUUGCGCGCACAGAGACAGCAGGUUACAGUGCGCGUUAUCCUCUGAAUAAUCUCAUUCUCAUUACUCACACUCACUCACUCUCCGGGACAAUGCAAAUGAUUUUUUUUUUUAUUUAAUUUUUUUUUUUUACAAUGGAACAAUCUUGUUAGAAGAGAACUGACAGAACCCAUUAAUCUGAAGUAAAGUGUCCGAGCCAGUGCAGGAGCUGAUGCCCUGAAGGAAGUGCAGAUGUUUAAUGGCUCAGGCAGCGCGGAAGAAGGCACAUGUAAGACAUUAUUCCUUUCUCCUUUCUCAACCCAGAAUAACGAUGAGAAACGUGUGUUGCGCUGGAUGGAACAGGAUCCCAGCUUCAGGGUCAAAUCAGAGCAACGCAGCGCAAAUCCAGAUCGAUAGACACAUCGAUGAGCUCGCAAUAUAAGGCUAAUGAUUGCGCUUGGACACGCUUACCUAAACAUGCUGGAGGGAAUAUGCUGCGCAACUGGGAGGAAAACCAGCAGCCUGGUAAAGUAACUGAAUGAUUUGUCAGUUUGUUAUAUUCGGUUUGUUUUCUCAGCACAUUUUAAAAUAAUCUAACCAUGUGAAAUGGAUUUGGAGACUGGAACACGGGACACCAUUUCGUGGCUUCUGUAAAGGUAAUGUUAAAAUAACAGUGGAUGGAUUUUUGAAAAUUUUUGCCACAAUGAGCUUGGAGUAGAUGAUCCAGAUCUUUGAGUCACUGAGCUUCAUGCUGCUUCUGUGAUUCAUCCCUUUCACUUUGGACUGGUGGAAUUAUGGGGUGACUGCUUCUGUUACUCAGUGAAAAAGCCAUGGAUGUAAAUUUCUCCUCGGUUCUUGACAGCAGUUUAGUACGGCGUGAUUCAUCAAAGCGUGUUCUGACCGGCUGCUUUCUUUCUCUCCUCAUUCUGACCACUCUGCUGGGAAACACACUGGUCUGUGCUGCUGUCACAAAAUUUCGCCAUCUGCGCUCCAAAGUCACUAACUUCUUUGUUAUAUCCCUGGCUAUUUCGGACCUACUGGUGGCCAUUUUGGUGAUGCCAUGGAAGGCGGCUACUGAAAUUGUGGGAUUCUGGCCUUUUGGUGCUUUCUGCAACAUGUGGGUGGCAUUUGACAUCAUGUGUUCCACUGCUUCCAUCCUGAACCUGUGUGUAAUUAGUGUGGACCGGUACUGGGCCAUUUCCAGCCCAUUUCGUUAUGAGCGCAAAAUGACACCUAAGGUGGCGUUCGUCAUGAUUAGUGUGGCAUGGACCUUGUCUGUUCUUAUCUCCUUCAUCCCUGUGCAGCUAAACUGGCACAAAGCACAAAGUGCAGGUUACACUGAACUGAAUAGCACCUACGCUGAAGUUCCACCAGACAACUGUGAUUCUAGUCUUAAUCGAACAUAUGCCAUUUCCUCCUCCCUCAUCAGUUUCUACAUUCCUGUAGCCAUCAUGAUUGUCACCUACACUCGCAUCUACCGCAUUGCCCAGAAGCAAAUCCGCAGGAUAUCCGCCCUGGAGCGAGCAGCAGAGAGUGCCAAAAACCGCCACAGCAGCAUGGGCAACAGCAGCAGCAUAGAGUCUGAAAGCUCCUUUAAGAUUUCCUUUAAGCGCGAAACCAAAGUCCUAAAGACACUGUCGGUCAUUAUGGGGGUGUUUGUGUGCUGCUGGCUGCCCUUCUUCAUCCUCAACUGCAUGGUGCCUUUCUGCGAGCCCAAUGAAAGCGUGGACUUCCCGUGCAUAAACCCAACCACCUUUGACGUCUUUGUCUGGUUUGGCUGGGCUAACUCCUCACUCAACCCUAUCAUCUAUGCGUUCAACGCUGACUUCCGCAAAGCGUUCUCUACCCUGCUAGGCUGCCAACAUCUCUGCCCUGGCAGCAACUCUAUUGAGAUUGUGAGCAUCAACAACAACGGAGUGUCCAAGCAUGUCUCACACUAUCAGCACAAGGGCUUCAUCCCCAAAGGUGGUAGUAACAGCAACUGUGAGAUCCCUCAUAGCAUACUAGGCCAGGACGAGGAAGUUCAGAAGAAGGAAGAGAAUUCUGGGUUUAAGACCUUGGAGAAGUUCUCCCCAUAUAUGUCAGACAACUUGGACAGCGAUGCUGACGUUUCCCUGGAAAAGAUUAACCCCAUCACACAGAAUGGGCAGCACAAAUCCAUACCUUGCUGAACUUAAGGUUUAUGAGCCCUGGUAGCACAGAGAUCACCUAUUAUAAAAGAACACCGGUUUCAGAGUAAAACAACAUCUGGAUUAAGUAAAAGCUGCAAGUUUUUAAAGAAUGUUUCUUUUGGAAGCACUUUAUCUGGAGAACUAUCUGCAAAAUACUGACAGCAUGUGUUGACAAAGUUAACAGGUUAGUUAUACUUUAAAUAACUUGAAUAAACAAAAUGCAUUCGGAUAUAAAUGUGGUUUGCAUUUUUAGGGUGUUUACGUAUGCGUGCUUGUUCAUUUGUGGCAGAAGUACUAUUGCAAGUGAAACAAAUAGAAAAUAAACAAAAUCUUGUAGGUGAAGGUUUUUUUUACAUGAAUAUGUUCACAAGUAGUGAUUUCCAUGUAUUUCCUGUCAGCAGCACUGUUUCUGUCAGUAGCGUUUCUAUUUUUUACUGUGUAUCAGUGUUGGCUCAGCCAGCUGUUCCACAUGCUGCUAGUUAUUUAACUUGUGUUUUAAUGUAUGCGUGCUGAAAUAUUUUAAUUAGAGCUGUAGCAUCUCAUCUCUCUGUGACAUCAGCUCUAGGAAACAAAGAUUAUUUUUGUGAUUUGAAUUUGAAUAAUCAGCCUCUCUGGUGUAAAACUCACUUCAGCAAUAAACACACUUCCUUUUUCUUUUCUUGCACUUUUCCUUUCCAUCCCCAGUGCAGUAAUAAUGAAAUGGUUCUUCAGAUAACAAUAAUGUUAUUCACCUUGUCAGACUCAAUACAAGACAAUAAUUUUGGGAGUUCUAUAUUUGUUCCUGAAUUACUUGUUGGGAUUGACAGUGGGAUAGAAUUUGGUACUGUGAUAACAUGUAAUGGUGUACAUAUGUGUGUUUAAGCCCCGGAUAGUUCUGGAUCUCUGUUGGUUUUUCUCAGUAUUUUCGGUGAGACUGGUAACCUUGCUUACGGUGAAAUAUAAUACAUGCCUGAAAAACUUGAACACUACGUUACACAGUCUGCAUUGAUCCAGAAUGCACUCGACAUAUUUCAGCUACAGGAAAGCUGGCACAAUUAUAACAUUUUUGGUUGGAGUUAAAUUAUUCAAUGAUAAUUUAAAUGACAGUGUAUUCUAAGGUAUUGUAUAUGGUUACUAUGGUUUAAGUAUAAUUCUAUGAAUUAAAAAAAUGACAACAUUUUUAUACAUUCUGCAUCAAUUACAGUUUGUGCAUCUUUUCUGUUUCAGUGCUGCCAUCUUUCACUGCUCUUACUCUCUGAAAGAGGCGUUACAAGUGUACUGUAGUUCGCACCCAUGAUUUCUCACAAUCCUGCAAACAGAAUGUUUGCACAAACUCUGAAUGCUGUACUAACACUUAAUGUAGAGUAAAUGUAUAUAACUGCACAAUUUCAGUUUUUGACAAAUAUAAGGAAAAAAAUUAUACUUGAAAAAUUCUUCUGUUUGUGUUUUUAACUAUCCUGGCACAAAAUGUUUUCACAAAUAUCUCUAGAACGAGUGGACGAAUCCCGCAGGCUUUUCAGAAGGACACGGGGAAGUGAUGUAUUUACGUAUGUGUGCAUGUAAAGACAUCACAGUUGUGCCAGCUCUCCACUUAUCUGUCUGCAGCUUCAACAGAACAAGUUUAAGACAUUUAGACCAACCAUAGUUUCUAAUAUAAGGACAUAAGAGGCUGUGGUUGAAUUAUUGUUUUAUAUCCUUACAAGCACAAAAACAUCAUUCAACCACAGCACUUUCCAACUUAAUUACAGUAAAAAUGGUCAGGGAUUUUCUAAUUUGCUGUAUUGUUUCUGGCUGUAAGGCUGUGUUGUGUUUAACAAUCCACACUUCGGUUAAAUCGAAGUCGAGGCUAAUUAAAUGCUCUGAAAACACAGUGACACAUGAAUUUGUGAAAAAUAACACACAAAAAUGUAAUGAUAAGUAAGUGCUUGUUUGAUGACGCAGUUGCUGAGUUUUAUUUAUUUAUUUAUUUAUUUAAAAGUAAAUAGUCUGAAACAAAUGAAACUUCUGCAAAACUCGAGUCUUUGGGAAUAAAAGAAAGAAAACGUCCCUUUGUAAUCUUAUACAUAAAUUUAUACAUUAAAAAUUUUAAUUAAAAUUUCUGUAAAGCUGCUUUGUGACGAUGUCCAUUGCUAAAAGCACAACAUAAAUAAACUGCAGUAAACCUCUCCAUGCUUUUGUGUCCAUUUUAAAGAUCACUGUGGUGAAAAUUCACUUAUGUGAUAAGAGAGAAUUGUAAUGGCAAUGGAGCAAUUAGUUUACUAAGAUCAGAUUCCUUCUUUUAAAUGGUCAGAUUAGCAUUUCAAAUUAACCAGCAUGGCAUUUAAACGAGUCCCAGCUGCCAUUCCAGCUAAUGCUGAUGUACGUUAAUCAAGACUCUGAGGACCAUUUUUAAAAUACAUUAAUUAGGUGUGAAUACAUUACAGAAGGAAAGUUUUCUUUCUUUUCUUGCCAAACUCUGGGCUCUCCUUUAUUUCAGGUU